Messenger RNA from Sinocyclocheilus grahami, 1576 nucleotides. RefSeq names its product zinc finger protein 271-like. The transcript has 4 exons. Gene Ontology annotation, molecular function: RNA polymerase II cis-regulatory region sequence-specific DNA binding; DNA-binding transcription factor activity. The record is from RefSeq and is a predicted model, not a curated record. Bases 1 to 1347 code for a protein of 448 amino acids. Lineage: Eukaryota; Metazoa; Chordata; Actinopteri; Cypriniformes; Cyprinidae. Gene Ontology annotation, biological process: regulation of transcription by RNA polymerase II.
AUGAGAGAUCCAGAGCCCUGCAGAAUCAAACACACUGAAGAUACUGAAGAACUAACAGACUUGAUUGAAGAUAAUGAGGAGAAAGAAGAAUUGAGUGAAUCUGAGGAGAAAAAUCAUGUCAUAAGUGGAGAAAAACCCAAACAGAAAGAUUUAAAGAAAAGAAGAACCAAGAAAUCUUUCACCUGCACUCAGUGUGGAAAGAGUUUCGCAUACAAACAUCAUCUUGAGCUUCACAUGAGAGUUCAUUCUGGAGAGAAACUGUACACUUGUGAUCAGUGUGGAAAGAGUUUCUCACAAUCAUCACACCUUAAGGUACACGAGAUGAUCCACACUGGAGAGAAACCGUUCACAUGUGAUCAGUGCGGGAAGAGUUUCACAAUAAAAGGAUACCUUAAGACACACAUGAGAGUUCAUACUGGAGUGAAACCAUUCACUUGUGAUAAGUGUGGAAAGAGUUACUCAUACUCAUCAGCCCUUAAGGUACACAUGAACAUCCACACUAGAGAGAAACCGUACACAUGUGAUCAAUGUGACAAAACAUUUUUGAGAGCUUCAUACCUGAAGCAGCACCUGAGAGUUCAUACAAAGGAGAAACCACAUUCAUGUCAUUUGUGUGGAAAGAGUUUUUCACGUCUACAAAGUUUGAAAGAACAUCAGAAAAUUCAUACUGGUGUGAGAGAGUACAUGUGCUUUGAGUGUGAGAAGACUUUUACUACAGCAAACUGUUUAAAAGUGCAUGAGAGGAUUCACACUGGAGAAAAACCAUACAAGUGUUCACACUGUGAAAAGAGAUUCAGUGAUUCAGCAAAUCUGAAAACACACGAGAGGAUCCACACUGGAGAGAAACCGUACACAUGUGAUCAGUGUGGGAAGAGAUUCAGUAAUUCAGGAAAUCUGAAAAAACAUGAGAUGAUCCACACUGGAGAGAAACCGUAUCAUUGCACUGCAUGUCGGAAUUUUUCACGUCUACAAAGUUUGAAAGAACAUCAGAAAAUUCAUACUGGUGUGAGAGAGUACAUGUGCUUUGAGUGUGAGAAGACUUUUACUACAGCAAACUGUUUAAAAGUGCAUGAGAGGAUUCACACUGGAGAAAAACCAUACAAGUGUUCACACUGUGAAAAGAGAUUCAGUGAUUCAGCAAAUCUGAAAACACACGAGAGGAUCCACACUGGAGAGAAACCGUACACAUGUGAUCAGUGUGGGAAGAGAUUCAGUAAUUCAGGAAAUCUGAAAAAACAUGAGAUGAUCCACACUGGAGAGAAACCGUAUCAUUGCACUGCAUGUCGGAAGUGUUUCAGUCAUUCAUCUUCUCUACACAGUCAUACAAAAAACAUUCACAGUAAGUAGAUCAUCUUCAGAUCCAGCAUUUUCAGGUCUGAUUCGCAUCAUCACCAAAUGUGACACAAUAAUGCAUCAAGCAGUGAAAUAUCAGCUGGAUAAAUCUGUCUGUACAAGUGUAAUCCCUCUCUCCCGGGUCCUCACCGACACACCUCGUUCUUGUUUCCAAGUGGGUUUCGAACCCAGAUCUCCAGCAUGGGAGGCAGAUGCACUAACAAGGAGGCUAAAGAUUGCAGCC